AUGGCUGCCAAUGGAGCUCUCGAGCAGCGCAGGCGUAAUGCCAAGUUUGCAAAGAAGCAGGAGAACCGUAUGGGAAAGUCGGAGGAGCAGCUCAAGACCAACAAGGCCAAGGUGGUGCGCAAGUCGCCCAUUUCCCCCGUUUGGAUGAGUCCUGGCGCUAUGCUGUCACAAUGA
This is a messenger RNA of Geosmithia morbida, 174 nucleotides long. RefSeq lists its product as uncharacterized. Gene Ontology annotation, cellular component: endoplasmic reticulum. The transcript has 3 exons. NCBI's taxonomy places the organism in Eukaryota, Fungi, Ascomycota, Sordariomycetes, Hypocreales, Bionectriaceae. The coding region runs from base 1 to 174 and encodes 57 amino acids. The record is from RefSeq and is a predicted model, not a curated record.